Molecule: messenger RNA, 5856 nt
Organism: Cydia fagiglandana
Lineage: Eukaryota; Metazoa; Arthropoda; Insecta; Lepidoptera; Tortricidae
Gene: Rnp4F
Product: squamous cell carcinoma antigen recognized by T-cells 3
Exons: 18
Coding region: 115-2847 (910 amino acids)
Molecular function (GO): RNA binding; protein binding
Source: RefSeq, a predicted model, not a curated record
AUUUUUGAUUUGACAGAUCCGCCAUGCCAUAAAGCGUUUGUGUGUAAAUUUUACUGUGCAAAAAUAAAUAAACGGCUUACGGUUAUUCGUUGAUUUGUUUUAUUGUGGAUAGCAAUGGCUAUUGUAGAGGACGAAGUACGCAACGAAUCGGAGGAGGAGAAUGAGAUAGAGGUCGUGGUAGAAGAGGAUGACGCAGAACAAGACUCGGAUGAAUCCGACGAUGAUGAUGAUGAAGAAGUGUUGGAGAGAAAAGUUGCAGAAUUGGAGCAAAGGAUUUCUGAGGAUCCCUACAACUAUGAUGAGCAUAUUGAACUGAUCCAGGCUUUAUGGGGACUCUCCGAGCUGGACCGCUGGCGAGCGGCGUUCGACCGACUUCAACAGAUGUUCGUUCUAAAGGACGUCCAUUGGCUCCUUCGGAUCCAGACUGAGGAGACGUUAGCACACUCGCCUGAAGCUAAGAAGCAACUGGUCGAGCUGUUUAGGCAGGCUUCCUUGGAUUGCUAUUACAUCCCAAUCCUGACUGAGUGGUGCUCGUGGUCGCUCGGCGCAGGCGCGGACUCUGCUCGGACCCACCUUGAGGAGGUCCUGCGGCUGGCCGGACCCGAUCCUCUCUCUGGGAAGCUGUUCUGGGACGCUAAGAGAGAGUUGGAGAAAGCGCAACUUGAAUCUAUAACCGCCGAUGACCCCGAGUACAAGAAACAGCGUGAGCGAACUCUAUUCUGCCUCGAGGAAACCGUGUCCCGGCCGCUACUGAACGGAGAAGAAGCCUGGGCGCAGUUCCAAGAGCUUGCCUCCGCGAUGCACGGCCAAGACUACGUUGACAAGGUCAAGAAGCAACAUGAUGCAGCUACGGAGUAUUUACAGAAGAUUACACCUUAUGAGGAUAAACUUUUGACUAUGGAGAAUCCUGAAGAAAAGUGUAAAGUGUACGAGGAAUACAUUGAGAAAGUGAAAGAGUUGUCAUAUGAAGAGAAGUACGCAGAUUGUGAUAGCAACGGAAUACUCAAGGUGCUAUACGACCGUGCUACAUCCGAAUGCAUCAACUGCGAGGGCGCUUACAAUCUACUGGUCGCGUGGGCGCGACAAUCGGCGCGGCACUCCAGUCGUGCGACUCAGUCGCGCGUCCUGUCCGCGUGCACGCGCCGCCGCCCGCGCCGGGCGACCUUCUGGCUGCUUACUAUGCAACACGCGGAACAUGAGGGCAAGGGGGUUGAUGAGGUGAAGACAAUCUUCGAAACAGCCCUAUCCAAAGGCAUGGAAUCGUACAAGCAAGCGGAGUCCCUCUGGCUGGGCUACCUCGAGUGCCUGCGCCGCAGCACCGCCUUCGACAACGAGCCCGACGUGGAGCGCCUGCGACGCACCUUCCGGCUCGCCUGGGACUCACUCGCCGAGGCGUGGGGUGAGGAGGCGAACGACUGCGAGGUGCCGCUGUACUGGGCGCGUUUGGAGUACAACCGCAUGAAGGACCCCAAGCAGGGCAAGGAGAUCUUCGAGGAGAUAUUCAAAUACGGCGAAAACAAAACCAUGUCCAAAUACUGGGAGGCGUACAUCAACCUAGAAUCCCACCGUCAGCCCUCCCUCUCUGAGAACAAACUGCGCGAGCUGCACCGACGGGCGCUGCGCUUCGUGACCGACUACCCGCCCGCCGCCGCCCGGCUCUGGACCGACUACGAGCGCGACUACGGCCAGCUGGCCACCGCCACCGAGUGUCAACACUUGUGUGAGGCAAAACUAAAAGAAUGGCGGGAAAGCUACCAAGCAAUGAAAGACAAAAUGACCAACCAAAAGAAAGGAAACAAACAGCCACAAAAUAAAAAGGGUAAAUUCGAUAAAAAGAAGAAAGAAGAAGAUAAACCAAAGAAGGGGAAGAGGAAAUCUGACGAGAGCGCGCAAGAUAGCGAGGUUAAGAGGAAAAAGGACGGCAGUAUGGAAGUCGAUGAGAAGGCGAAGGAAGGGGAGAGUGGUGCUUUAAAACGAUCUCAUGACGAUGAUAGCAGUGAAGCUGGUGACAAUAAGCGGCAGCGGACAGAAAACGCGAAAAGUGCGCCUAGAGUUGGCGGCAACGAGGCUUGCACUCUCUUCGUUAGCAAUCUAGAUUACAAUGUAAAUGAGAAGAAUCUCCGUGAGAAGUUAUCAGAAUACGGCGAGGUGGUGUCGCUGCGAGUGCGCGCCGGCGUCAAAGCAUUCGGCGGCUCCAUCUGCUAUUGCCAGUACUCCACACCAGAGGCAGUAGACGAAGCGAUAAAACACGACCGCACUCCCCUAGACGGGCGACCGAUGUUCCUUUCCCGCUACUCGGCCUCCAAAACGAAAGGCUCCUUCAAGUAUGCCACGACGGUCGAGAAGAAUAAACUGUUCGUGCGCAACCUACCGUUCUCGCACUGCACGCGCGAGCGGCUCGCGGAGAUAUUCGAUAAAUAUGGGAAACUUAGCGAUAUUCGAGUUGUCACGUUCAAAGACGGGAAACCAAAAGGCCUAGCGUACGUCGACUACGAGGACGAAAAAAGCGCGGCCGAAGCGGUAGAGAAAACUAAUGGAAUGUUAAUAGCUGACCGCAAUAUCGAGGUGGCGGUCAGCGCGCCGCCGCCGCGCGCCGACGCCAAGCCGGCGCUGCUGGGGCAGCCUAAACGGGACACGGGAGGGGGAAUGCGACGGACGCAACUGAGCAGCUUCAUCCCAAGCGUCCUGCAAAAGCCAAUACCCUCAACGUCCACAUCGGCAGCAAGCGGCUCCAAUGGAGCCAACGGCCACGCGAGCGAACGUCCGCUCAGCAACAGCGACUUUAGCCACGCGAGCGAGCGUCCGCUCAGCAACAGCGACUUUAGGUCCUUGCUGCUUAAGAAGUAGGCUAAGACUUGUAUAGCUCUUUUAUAAAGGAAUCGUUCAAAUGAUGAAUGAAUGGGUGAAUAUUAUAUUCGGCGUUAUCUUACGUCAAUUUAACAGCCACGCGAGCGAGCGUCCGCUCAGCAACAGCGACUUUAGGUCCUUGCUGCUUAAAAAGUAGGCUAAGACUUGUAUUGUAUAGCUCUUUUAUAAAGGAUGAAGGAAUGUUUCGGAUGAUGCAGUUUUGUAUAAGGGCAUUUUCACUUAAAAGUGUACCGUUUACUUUUAUUGAAAAAUCCAUCUACUUUUGGGUUAUUUCUACUCAGGAUCACGACUAUCGAUAUAAAAAGAAAAAAAAAGUGUCCCAUAAAAUAUCAGUUUUGUAACGCAUUUUCACAUAUAUUUUGUACACACCGUUGUACAAAACUGACACCCAAAAUUUGUAUGAAAAGCUGGGGACACUUUUUUCUUUGUCUCAUUCAAUAGUGCUCGUAAUUCUGAGUCUAAAUAACCCAAAAGUUGAUGAUUUAAAAAAAAAAGUAAAUUGUAUUAUUUUUUCUGAAAACCCCCAUAAGACCGGCUGACGAAAACUUAACAAAUUCAGGGCCAGGAACCCGACAGUCGGGUACACUGUUCGUGGCGACGACGCGCUCCAUACGGCGAAAACGUGGCUACGCGCUACGAGCGUAACCCGUAGCACUUAGUGUGUUAAGUGGGUUUUGAUAUGCACAGCACACAUCUUUUUGAAACUUGUGUGAAGAAAUGAAUGAUUUUAGGGCUUAUGCGGUUAUAGUUAUUAGUCAGUAAGUUUGAUAAGUAAGGUGAAAUGUUUUUUCCUAAAGUUCAGUCGAGGUUAAAAACUUUACGCAUAUUUUGUGUUUUUAUUUAUUUUACGGAAAUGUAUUAAAGUUAUGGAACAUGUUUAAUCAUUUUUUUUUUCAUUUUCCAAAAGAAUAAUGUAGAUUACAUGAUAUGUUUGUGUGCACAUUAUAAGCAACCAUAUUGGAAUCAACUUUAGGUAUAUAAGAGUUGCUCUAAGGAUUUCGAGUGGCCAGUGUGUAAAUAGUAGAGGUAACAUAUUCGCAUGUGUAUGGUUUUUACGAUUACAAUUCAAAUAAACGCUCACGAUUCAACUUUUCGGUUUAUUAGAUCGUCCAUUGCGACAGAACAUUUCUGAAUUACACUAGGUUACCAGACGUCAGGAAUUCUCCUGACAUGUCAGGAAUUUUUGCCGUCGUCAGAACGCGGCUGUGUCAAGAAAAUGCCAGCAAUUUUAAUGAAUCAAUUGACUUUUUUAAUGUACCGUUUUAUUCGCCUUCGCAACAUCUUUAUCCCUAAUCCUGAAUUAAUAUUAAGAAACAGAAUCGUUUACAUUUAUAUCCUCCUAAGAAAUCUCCAGCUAUAUAAGAGAAUUCCAAAAUAUGACAAUGAAAUUUGAACCUAUGAUGUAGGCAUUAGAGUUGAUUUUGUUGUGUUUUAAAAUUGAACGAAACAAAUCCAACUUUGAAUUUUUUAAAUCCAAGUUGAAUAAGAUUUAAGUAGUAAGUACUGUAGGUGUGGGAUCGUGAGCCUUAGGAGGAUAUGAAAGCUUGAUCUCUUAUGCCUGGGCAACACUAUCGAGAAACGCCGUCCAUUAUUGCGAUAGUCAACGGCGUUUCCCGUUAGUGUUGUCCCGGCAUUAUGGAGUUUUAUAUGCAUGUAAAAUACACAUAGCUGUCCAAUCAUCGAUGUUACAAUUGAUUUUAUAGUAAUUUUAAGAGUUCAGUAUAAAGGCUAUUAUGGCCUUGACAGAGUUGUCUGAUGUCUAAUGGCGAAACUGUAUAUAAUACUUCUCAAUUCUGUAGUCUAACUACUAAAUACCGAGCGAAGUUAUGUAAAUUUUAACUGUCUUAGCCCCCCACUUGCACUAUCCCUCUAACCCGGGGUUAACAGAUUAACCGUCAACCAAGGGUCAAAUUAUACUUGUAACCGUGGUAACGCCAGGUUUAACCGGUUAACCCCGGGUUAGUGGCAUGGAGCAAGAGACCCUUUAAAAGUUAACUGCAAUUAGCAGUUAUAGAUUAUGUAAUAAAAACAGCCAGUAGUAGUACGGUCACGUCUGAAAAUAUAGAUACACAACAAAGUGCUAAAAAUAUGUAUAUACACCUUAAUAAUAUGGGCAAUAAGGUCGUGUAUACAUAUUUUUGAGACUUUGUUCGUAUCGAUAUUUUUAGACGUGACUGUACAAGGCUACAUAAAUAAUUAACAUGGUUCAUCCAAUGUUUUACACUCAUAGGUGUACUUAUUGUAUCUAAUAAGCCGCGGCCGAUGUUGGUAGCGUUGUGUUUAUACAUCUUUAAAUUUAUUUCGACAUAAAGGGUCUGUGCACACCGUCCUUUAUAUCUUAAGAGACACCGCUUGCGUGACGUGUGCGUGCGCGGCACAUUUUAGCCCACGCAUACGUGCACUUCUACGCAAGCCUGUAUGCUCUAGCCUUAAACACGGCUUAGCUAACGAAAAUGUCACUUGUAAGAAUUGUGCUUAAGUCUGAAAUUAAAAUAGGCUGUGGACAACUCUGUUCUUUUUUUAUAUUCACAGCGCUACCAAAAAAAUCUGUAUGCCGAUAUGAUUUAGUGCUGCGGUCGGCAACAUUUUAGCAGCCAAGGGCCACAUAGUAGUUAACGAAGUUGACGCGGGCCGCACUUUGUCAAUAUGUGAAACUUUAUCAGACAUUGUCGUUUGACAAUAUUAGGCGGGCCGCCUUUUGCCGACCGCUGAUUUAGUGUAUGGCGAACAUUGUCGAAGAGUCGAAUUGACAUAAUAAUCCGUUUAAAAUAUCGACUUAGAUACAAACAAGGAUAUAUUCCUGUGUUGGUAAGUUCAUCUUACGUGGCACAAGGAAAUCUUUUUGUUCACUUUUUUAUAAAUCCAAUAGCUGACUGGGAAUAUAGCGGCUGUUUCGUUUCUCAAUAAUGUGAGAAUCCAGAUAUUUAUUUGUAUGAUUGCGAGUAGUUGCGGCGAGGAUGGAUAAAUUGAUUACAUAUUUGUUUUAUA